This is a messenger RNA of Pipra filicauda (Wire-tailed manakin), 1011 nucleotides long. RefSeq names its product olfactory receptor 10A7-like. NCBI's taxonomy places the organism in Eukaryota, Metazoa, Chordata, Aves, Passeriformes, Pipridae. Gene Ontology annotation, biological process: G protein-coupled receptor signaling pathway. The record is from RefSeq and is a predicted model, not a curated record. The coding region runs from base 43 to 1011 and encodes 322 amino acids. The transcript has 2 exons. Gene Ontology annotation, cellular component: membrane. Gene Ontology annotation, molecular function: G protein-coupled receptor activity; olfactory receptor activity.
UACUUGUAUCCAAAUUUGCGUGACCCACAUUGGAGGAAUUGGAUGGCAGAACUGUUGCAGAUGGAGUCAACAGAGGAAACAGAAUCAGGAAACCACACUCUGCUGACUGAAUUUGUCCUCUCUGGAUUGUCCAGCCGCCCAGAACUGCAGCACUUGCUGUUCUUCACAUUCUGCUUAGUUUACACCCUGACUGUCGUUGGGAACCUUCUCAUCUGCGUGGUCACGGUGCACCCCACCCUCUGCACGUCCAUGUACUUCUUCCUCCGGGUCCUGGCCUUCCUGGAUGUUUCCACAGCAUCGACUGUUGUCCCCAAGAUGCUGGUAAGUUUCCUGUCAGAGGACAGGAGCAUCCUCUACAUGAGCUGUGCCACGCAGCUCUACUGUGUGAUUUUCUUCGGAGCCACUGAAUGGUACCUUUUGGCAGCCAUGGCCUAUGACCGUUACGUGGCCAUAUGCAACCCCCUGAGAUACACUGUCAUCAUGAAUGCCAGAGUUUGCCUUUCCUUGGUCCUGCUGUCCUGCUGCAGUGGCAAUGUUGUGUCUGUGGUGCAGACAGCUUGGGUGUUCACGAUGCCCUUUUGUGGGCCCAGGAAGAUUAACCACUUCUCCUGUGACAUUCCCCCGCUCAUCCUGCUCUCCUGCACUGACACCUCGCUGUAUGAAAAGCAGAUGGUUGCAGCCACAGUGCUGGUCAUCUUCACUCCAUUCUGCCUCAUCCUGGUGUCCUAUGCCUGCAUCAUCUCCAGCAUCCUGAAGAUUUCCUCUGCAGAGAGCAGACACAAGACCUUCUCCACCUGCUCCUCACACCUUAUUGUUGUAAUAUUGUACUGUGCAAGUGGAACCUUGAAUUACUUACGACCAAAUUCCCGUAAUUCACAAGACACUAAGAAAGUUGUUGCUGUCAUAUACACAACCAUAAUUCCCAUGUUAAACCCCCUGAUUUACAGCCUGAGGAAUAAAGAAGUGAGAGAAGUACUAAUCGUAACUAUGGCUGUGUUGGUGAAGAAAUAA